Rhipicephalus microplus (southern cattle tick) is the source of this 892-nucleotide messenger RNA. RefSeq names its product anionic trypsin. The record is from RefSeq and is a predicted model, not a curated record. Gene Ontology annotation, biological process: proteolysis. Gene Ontology annotation, molecular function: serine-type endopeptidase activity. Lineage: Eukaryota; Metazoa; Arthropoda; Arachnida; Ixodida; Ixodidae.
AGAAAAAGUGCAGUUAAAUCCUACGGACUGCGGUAAGGCUGACGUCCUUAGCUAUAUUGUGAAUGGGAAACCAGCGAACGAAUACCAGUUUCCGUGGAUGGUUCAGCUGCAAAUGCGUAUUGCUGGCGAUCCAGAUUACUACGUAUGUGGCGGAACCAUCAUAACGAAGCUUCACGUGCUUACAGCAGCCCACUGUUUCGACGUGGAGGGUAAGGAAGUAAUCAGCAUAGAUGUGCUCUACGGACAUGUUGACUGGCGUAGGGCCAAAAAGGUAAAAGGCAUCAAGAAGCUGGGCCACGCAGAAUACAGCUCCUGGACAAACCGUAACGAUAUUGGGAUCGUAAAGGUGGAGCAACCGUUCACAAUGGAUAAGAGUGUAAGGCCGAUAUGUGUUCUCUUGGAUCACGUGAACAUCAUCAACAUCGAGGCCUUAGUCGCAGGAUGGGGACGCCAUACCGAAGACGACAAAACGUCAAAGUACUACCUCCACUAUACAACACUAAGGAUCCUGCCACACGAAUACUGUGAAAGGCUGUACCCUAUCGAGUACGACGAAAAUGUGAACUACUGUGCGUAUCAAAAGGACACGGACACGUGUAAGGGCGAUUCCGGAGGACCACUAUUCGCCAAGAGUAAGAAUGGUACGUGCGUACAAGUUGGAAUAAUCUCUCACGGAAUCGGUUGUGCCCGAGAAGGUAAUCCUGGAGUCUACGCACGAGUGGAUGCAUACGCUUCGUGGCUCACCAAAGCAGUGGCCUCUGACGAAGGCUACAGGAACCUUACCGUAGACACUAUGCAGGAAAGCACGCCAACGGAAGAAGACAACGUGUUAUUUUCGUUUUUUCCUUUUCUUCGGACGUAACGUCUGGAAUAAAGUUCGUUCACAAAGCGG